This is a messenger RNA of Leptonychotes weddellii (Weddell seal), 7790 nucleotides long. NCBI's taxonomy places the organism in Eukaryota, Metazoa, Chordata, Mammalia, Carnivora, Phocidae. The record is from RefSeq and is a predicted model, not a curated record.
UAGACACAGGCUGUGCCAUCAGGAAAUUGGAGGCAUGUUCUCUGGGUGGUUCUCAAGCACUCGGAUAUCGUAGCCCCACUCCCACCCCUUUCUUUCUUCUUCUGUUCUAGAAGCUCGGGCCUGGUGGGUUAUGGGGCAGAGAGGCAUUCACCAUGACUUCACUCUGUUCAGGAUGAAGCAAUUUGAGCAAACACUGGUGUUGAGCCAGCAGGCCGUUUGGUCUUUGCCUCAUGAUGUGAGAAAUAAGUUUUGGUAUGAACUAAGCGGAGAUCGGUAUCUUUUUAAUCUGCAAGUGUACGGGGACGUCAGCCACCCAAAUGUCUGCUGGCCCCUUCUCACCCAGGGCGACUCGAGUUUCCUCUAAUGAGAGGUGCGGGGGGCCGCGUGGAAUACACGGGAAAGAGGAGCAUUCUUGCCCUCCUUUUCAGUGUCCACAUCCGGAUUUACCUAAACCCCACCCAGGCUGCAUUUGCGUAGCAGUGAAAAACCGGUAUUUUCUAUCCAUGAAUCACACUGCACAUCCUGGGCCUGUGUCCUUUGGGUGCGCCAGGCCAGCUUCGGGGAAGGAUGGGCCCAGCUGAAGGCAAGCUGAGCAUGGAGGAGAAAGGUCCCUCCACCUGGGGGCCGAGCAGGUGACUGCUGAUGUCCACCUGCCCAUCUGGACAUGGAGCUGUCUGUCUGCCCUCCUGGAGAAAGACCAGGAAAGGAAGGUGGAGCCCUGAGUUUCUGCUGUCGGGGGCUCUGUAGCGCAGCAGAGAAGACCAAGACAAGAAGCCCCAAACUGUCUCAUAGUCCCCAACCUCCCAAUUUGGGCGACCCUGUCGAGCAUUUAUCAGAGACGUCUGGUGAUUCUUUGGAAGCCAUGUCUGAGGGAGAAGCUCCAAGUCCUUUUUCCAGAGGCAGCCGAACUCGAGCGAGCCUUCCCGUGGUGAGGUCGACCAACCAGACGAAAGAAAGAUCUCUGGGGGUUCUCUAUCUCCAGUAUGGAGAUGAAACCAAGCAGCUCAGGAUGCCGAAUGAAAUCACAAGUGCAGACACAAUCCGUGCUCUCUUUGUAAGUGCCUUUCCACAGCAGCUCACCAUGAAAAUGCUAGAAUCGCCCAGUGUCGCCAUUUACAUCAAAGAUGAAAGCAGAAAUGUCUAUUAUGAACUAAAUGAUGUAAGGAACAUUCAGGACAGAUCGCUCCUCAAAGUGUACAACAAGGACCCCGCACAUGCAUUCAACCACACACCGAAAACUGUGAACGGAGACAUGAGGAUGCAGAGAGAAAUUGUUUAUGCAAGAGGAGAUGGCCCUGGUGCCUCUCGACCGGGAUCCACAGCUCAUCCACCCCAUGCCAUUCCACAUUCUCCACCGUCCACUCCUGUGCCCCAUUCCAUGCCUCCUUCCCCAUCCAGAAUUCCUUACGGGGGCGCCCGCCCCAUGAUUGUUCCUGGCAAUGCCACCAUCCCCAGGGACAGACUCUCCAGCCUGCCAGUCUCCAGAUCCAUCUCACCCAGCCCGAGUGCCAUUUUGGAAAGAAGAGAUGUAAAGCCGGAUGAAGACAUGAGCGGCAAGAACAUUGCGAUGUACCGGAAUGAGGGCUUCUAUACUGAUCCUUACCUUUAUCACGAGGGACGGAUGAGCAUAGCCUCUUCCCAUGGCGGGCACCCGCUAGAUGUCCCUGAUCACAUCAUUGCGUAUCACCGCACAGCAAUCCGCUCGGCGAGUGCUUACUGCAACCCUUCUUUGCAAGCGGAAAUGCAUAUGGAGCAGUCGCUGUACAGACAGAAAUCGAGGAAAUAUCCAGAAAGCCACUUGCCCACUCUGGGCUCCAAAACACCCCCCGCCUCUCCUCACCGAGUCAGCGACCUGAGAAUGGUAGACAUGCACGCCCACCAUAACGCCCACGGGCCCCCUCACACCUUGCAGCCAGAUCGGGCCUCCCCGAGCCGCCAGACCUUCAAGAAGGAGCCAGGCACCUUGGUGUAUAUUGAAAAGCCGCGGACCACUCCAGGAUUAGCCAGCAUUGUGGACUUCGGCCCUCCUCUAGUUGAGAAGCAAGUGUUUGCCUACAGCACGGCUACCAUACCCAAAGAUAGAGAGACCAGAGAGAGGAUGCAAGCCAUGGAGAAACAGAUUGCCAGUUUAACUGGCCUUGUUCAGUCGGCGCUUUUUAAAGGGCCCAUUACAAGUAAUAGCAAAGAUGCGUCUAGCGAGAAAAUGAUGAAAACCACAGCCAAUAAGAGCCACACAGAUAGUGCAGGAACGCUCCAUGUUUCUGGAGGCAAGACUGUCGGCGCCCUGGAGUCCUCGGGGCCACCCAGCCAGCCCCUGCCUGCCAGCACCUCGGCUAUACACAUAAGCCUGCUCGACAUGAGGCGGAGUGUGGCCGAACUCAGGCUCCAGCUCCAGCAGAUGCGACAGCUCCAGCUGCAGAACCAGGAGAUGCUGAGGGCGAUGAUGAAGAAGGCUGAGCUGGAAAUCAGUGGCAAAGUGAUUGAAACGAUGAAGAGGCUGGAGGACCCCGUACAGCGACAGCGCGUCCUGGUGGAACAAGAGAGACAGAAAUACCUACACGAGGAGGAGAGGAUCGUCAAGAAGCUAUGUGAGCUGGAAGACUUUGUUGAAGACUUGAAGAAGGACUCUACAUCAGCCAGCCGAGCGGUCACUCUAAAAGACGUGGAAGACGGGGCCUUCCUCCUGCGGCAAGUGGGAGAAGCUGUAGCUACCCUGAAAGGAGAAUUUCCAACCUUACAAAACAAGAUGCGAGCCAUCUUGCGCAUAGAAGUGGAGGCCGUGCGGUUCCUGAAGGAGGAGCCCCACAGGCUGGACAGUCUCCUGCAGAGGGUGCGGAGCAUGACCGACACCUUGACCAUGUUGCGGAGACACGUCACUGACGGGCUCUUGAAAGGUACAGAUGCGUCCCAGGCCGCUCAGUAUGUGGCGAUGGAGAAGGCCACGGCCGCCGAAGUCCUGAAGAACCAGGAGGAGGCACCCCAUGCCUCAGGCCAGCCCCUCCCCGUGGCAGGAGUCCCCGGCGACAUGAAGUCGGAAGUGGUGCCCUUGACCAUUCACCACGCACAGAGCUCUCCUGUGCUCAUCCAGCCCUCCCAGCUCUCGGCCGCCCUGCUGAACCCGGCUCACCACCUGCCUGCAGGGACCGGUCCCCACCCGGCCAGCCCUCCAGCCACCACUCAGGAAGGGACCUCCGCUCUGCCGUCCGCUCAGGCUCCGCAGUCCCCACAGACGCCCAUGAACGGUUCCACCAUGCAGAGCUUGUUCAUCGAGGAAAUCCACAGCGUGAGUGCCAAGAAUAGGGCAGUGUCUAUUGAGAAAGCAGAAAGGAAAUGGGAAGAGAAAAGGCAAAAUCUGGACCACUAUAACGGGAAAGAGUUUGAGAAGCUACUAGAAGAAGCUCAGGCCAAUAUCAUGAAGUCAAUUCCAAACCUGGAGAUGCCACCAGCCUUGGGCCCGCAAACAAAGGGUGAUGCCCCAGGAGACAAGCUCGAACUUUCAGAAGACUCUCCAAAUCCAGAACAAGACUUGGACAAGCUGGGGGGUAAGUCCCCACCUCCUCCUCCCCCACCCCCUCGGCGGAGCUACCUGCCAGGAUCAGGGCUCACCACCACGAGGUCUGGCGACGUGGUCUACACCAGCAGGAAGGAGAACACCACCGCUAAGGCAAGCAGUGAAGAUGCUCUACCAAGCCCCCAGGCUAGAGCCACAAAAUGUCCAGAGGAGCCUGCUUCUGCCUGGACCCCAUUCCCACCAUCAGUCAUUACCUCCUCCUCAAAGGAUGAGGAGGAAGAAGAGGAAGGAGACAAAAUAAUGGCAGAACUCCAGGCAUUCCAGAAGUGUUCCUUUAUGGAUGUAAAUUCAAACAGUCAUGCCGAGCAGUGCCGGGCUGACAGUCACGUUAAAGACACUAGGCCGGGGGCCACGGUCCCACCCAAGGAGAAGAAGAAUUUGGAAUUAUUCCAUGAAGACGUACGGAAAUCUGAUGUUGAAUAUGAAAAUGGCCCCCAAAUGGAAUCCCGAAAGGUUACUGCAGGGGCUCUAGCACCUCUUGACCAUCCUAAGUGGGAAAUAGCAAUGGGGAAUGGUAUUUCUGAUGCAUCAAGAACCUUAGAGUACAAAACAGACAUCCAAAAGAAGGAAAAUUCCAUAUCCAACAAGAGUUUAUUUAGAGACAGUAGAAACUAUUCCCAGAAAAAUGUGUCUAAGGUCAACUCCAGCUACCCUGGCACUAGUCCAUCGGAAGUUGAAAUAAACAAAGGACCUAAGAGCUCAGGACCACAGCACCCUAUAUCUGACACUGAGCAUCAGAAGAUGAAUUAUGGAAAGACAAAGGAGAUGAUGAGUCUAGAAGGACCAGAAAAUACAGAUAGGUGUGACCUUCCCUCUCCCACUAGGUCAACUGAAUUGAGCCCGUGUGAUGUCAAAACUCAAGAUCAAGAGGUUCCCAUGACAGAGUUCGGCCAGGUCGUUCUGAGACCCAAGGGGGCACGGCAUGUGAACGUGAACCUCAGCGAGGACGGGGAGUCGACCCCAAGUUCUCCCACUGAGGAAAAUGCGACCCCUGACAACAUUGCCUUCAUGAUUACCAAAACCGCGGUCCAGGUUCUCUCCAGUGGGGAGGUCCGAGACAUAGUGAGCAAAAAGGGGGAAGAUGUACAGACGGUUAAUAUUGAUGCCAAAAAAGAGACAACUUCCAGACAAGGAGGAACUGAAAACGAAGAGCCAGUCGUGUGCCUGGACAAGAAACCAGUUAUCAUCAUCUUUGACGAGCCCAUGGACAUCCGGUCCGCGUAUAAGAGACUUUCGACCAUAUUCGAGGAGUGCGAUGAGGAAUUAGAGAGAAUGAUGACAGAGGAAAAGAUAGAGGAGGAGGAAGAAGAGGAAAAUGGAGACCCAGGGGUCCAGAACAAUACUUCCCGAAAGUUCCCCGAGGAGAUGGCCUCUGGCAGCCCUGGACCGGCACGGCAGGCUGGCCGUGAGUUACAGCCACAAUGCCCGUCGGCCGAGGCUGACACAUCAGGAGGACAGGAAGUGAAUAAAAGGGAGUGGGGCAAGUUCAGCCAAGCAGAUUCUCCAAGUUCAGAAAGCAAGGGCGACGGGACAGAUGACCAGUUUGAAAACCCCAAGAAGAAGUUUAAGUUCAAAUUCCCUAAAAAGCAACUGGCAGCUCUCACUCAGGCGAUUCGCACAGGAACCAAAACGGGGAAGAAGACUUUGCAGGUGGUGGUCUACGAGGAGGAGGAGGAGGACGGCGCCUUGAAGCAGCACAAGGAAGCCAAACGAUUUGAAAUAACUAGGUCUCAACCUGAAAACACCCCCAAAAGCAUGCUUAGGAGACCAGAGCCACCCGGUCCAGAGAGCCCAGCUCUCAUUUCCAGAACUGAUGAAAUUAGGAAAAAUACCUACAGGACGCUGGACAGCCUGGAGCAAACUAUCAAACAGCUUGAAACCACCAUCAGUGAAAUGAGUCCAAAAGCUCUGGUUGAUGCUUCAUGCUCUUCCAACAGAGAUUCUGUUGCAAGCUCACCCCACAUAGCCCCAGAGGCCUCUCCCCGCUCCCUGCUAGUUCUGGAUGAAGCUCCCACUGCCCCAGAGCCCCCCUCGUCCGUACCUUCAGCUUCACGUAAGGGCUCCGCUGGGACCCCGCAGACGAGCAGGAUGCCAGUCCCCAUGAGCUCCAAGAGCAGACCCGGAAGCCUGGACAAGCCUGGCAAGCCGUCCAAACUGCAGGAUCCCCGCCAGUAUCGUCAGGCUAAUGGAAGUGCUAAGAAAGCUGGUGGGGACUGUAAGCCUACUUUCCCCUCCUUACCUGCUUCUAAGAUUCCAGCCCUUUCUCCCAGCUCUGGGAAAAGCAGUUCUCUGCCCUCUGCUAGUGGCGACAGCUCUAACUUGCCUAUUCCACCUACUACUAAACCAUCGGUUACUUCUAACCCUCUCAGCCCCCAGACAGGACGAUCCACCCCCUCUGCCUCCCUCAUCCCCUCUGUCUCUAAUGGCUCCUUAAAGUUUCAGAGCCUCACUCAUGCAGGUAAAGGCCACCAUCUCUCAUUCUCGCUGCAGACUCAAAACGGCCGAGCAGCCCCUCCCUCCUCCUCCUCCUCCUCCUCCCCACCCUCCCCCGCCUCCCCCACGUCACUGAAUCAAGGUGCCAAGAGCAUCAGGACCAUCCAUACACCCGGCCUCACCAGCUACAAGGCACAGAAUGGAAGUUCAAGCAAAGCCACCCCAUCCACAGCAAAGGAAACCUCUUAAAGGCCAAAUCCUGUUAGGCACAAGUCGGAGUUACAUUAAAAAAAAAAAAAAAAUCUUUUUUUUCAACAGUCUUCAAUAACUGUUUUCACAAGAGAAUGUAUCAUAUUGCUGUACUGUUUGAGGCUUAAUGCUAAGUAUGUGCUAAAUACUGGAUGAAUAGAUUUCAGUAAAGCUCGUUUGUUUUUUGUUUUUUUUUUUUACUUUGUUGCUGUUGUAAUUACACAGUGUUUACUGUCUAUAUUUGACACCUGUUACAUGAAGUAAGCAUGUGUUACAAAAAGAGUGGCUGGCAGGAAAGAAGGGUGAGUGUGAGACUGUGGGGGGUGGGGAGAUGUAUUCAGCAUGUAAAACAUGUAUGAUUCCAGAAUUUCAGUAUGUUUUGUACAAAAAUAUUUUUCAUUACGGAGACUAGAUGUGAACAGAGAAAUACACAAGUGUGACUAUACAAAUUGUAAAACAGAUACUAUAAUAUUUCCUUUUAUUUUAGUGUUAUUUAGCUUUAUUACAGAUUUCUAUUUUUGUCAAAACUUCAUGGUUCCUUUCGAGAUCCUUUUUGCCAAAAACAUUUUGAUACUAUAGCAUUGUACGUGUGAAAGUAGUGUGCUAGACAAUAUGCCCGUGAACUUCUGCACAAGCCAACCCAGAGGCAUGUGUAGAAGGCAGUUUAUCAAUCCCGUUGCACUGCCAUGAAAAUUAGGUAUGAUGAUCUGCAGCCCAGGCAAGCGAGCUUUCUUUACUUUUCUUUUGUUCUCUUUUUUCUCUUCCUUUCCUUUUUUUUUUUUUUCUUUUUUAACAUAUUGGGAUUCUCUCUAGUUGCUUUCUUUGCAGUAUCGAACCCCUUCCUUUGUUUUCAGAGACCUGGCAACCUACACUAUUGCAUUGUGGAUUUUAACAUGUACACUUCUGUACGGUUCUGUCAACUGAUCAACUUUUGUACAUAUAUAAAUAGACAUCAGAAAUACUGGAUGUGACAGCACAGAGUAGUUUUCCCACACCAAAGUUAAUUUUUAUGCAUGCUUUAAAACUCUAUCUCGGGAUGGGCAGAAAUGGGGACUCCCCGUAUGUUUUUAAAAAGCAACGAGUUUGCACAGCUGGAGUGUUUUUUGUAAAUAAAUGUAUUUGUAUAACACAGUCAUGUAAUAUACAGAACUAUAAGCAGAGACUUUGCAAAACUAAAUAAAGGGCUGCAUGCUUAUUAUUUUUUUGUACCUUGUCCCUCGAACUACUUCCUAGUCAGAGAACAAAUGAAACUAUCACCGAGUUAAAUGGUUUGGGUUUUGAGGACAUUGUCGGUGACGUGUAACCGGACACGAACUGGGUUUCUGAGUCAUGAUGAGUUCCUGAUAAAUGCAUUGCAAGCGUGGUGCCUUCUGGUGUAACCUGUUGACCCUUGUCUCUGCGGCUUACCCACGGCUUGCCUACCACAAAGCAAACCUGGGACAAAGCUUUCACCCUCAUUGGCCAGAGGGGCUCAUAUUACUUUCUCUUUUUUAAUUUCUAGUAGAAGUAAAGUAGAAAUAAACCAUCUUUGUCACUA